AUGUCUUUGUCGGCCGGCCAGCUCUUCGCCAUCUCGGCUACGGAACGGACGUGCUCCACGGUCUCGCUGUUCGCGACCAGCAUUAUAAUCGUUUCGUUUGUCUCAUCUCAGUCGUUCCGCAAGCCCAUAAAUCGCUUGGUGUUCUAUGCCUCGUUUGGCAAUAUCAUGGCCAAUGUGGCUACCCUCAUCUCGCAGUCUGGUAUCUGGGCGGGCACGGAUAGCAAUUUAUGCCAAAUUCAGGCUUUCUUGAUACAAUGGUUCAUGCCUGCAGACGCUUUAUGGACCUUCGCCAUGGCCUUCAACGUCUAUCUCACAUUCUUCCGAAAAUACAAUUCCGAUCAACUGCGCCGCCUGGAAUGGAAGUACGUCAUGCUAUGCUACGGCCUGCCGUUUAUCCCCGCAUUUACAUACUUCUUCAUAAGAACCGAGUCUCGAGGCAAGGUGUACGGUUCGGCUAUACUUUGGUGCUGGGUCGCGCCGUCAUGGGACUUUCUCCGCAUUGCAGUCUUCUACGGCCCGGUAUGGUUUGUGAUCUUCGUGACGCUGGCUAUCUACGCGCGAAUAGGCGAACUCGUUUGGCGAAGAAGGCGACAGCUCAAGGAAGUUGGUGGUCUUGAUACAACACUUGACGUGUCAAUUCCCGAUGACCCGCCCUUUUCCAAAGUCACCGAGAUUCGAAUAGAAAGGGAAGAUGCUGCUUCCUACCGUCCAGAGGCCGGUCCUUCUACUGAGCAGGAUCCUCCUUUUUCAUGUGCACAGUCAAUACCUCGCCCGUACUCCGUCAAUGUCCAGGCCGGAUCUAGUCAGCUGGAAUUGGGCGCGAUACGCAGCGAAGAACCUUUUGACGGCCCUCCAACCCGUGAAUAUCGCAGUUCGAGUACAGCGUUGGAGGUAAACACUGCGGCUUGGGCAUAUACCAAAUAUGCGAUGCUAUUUUUCGUGGCCCUGCUCGUUACCUGGGUCCCAUCAACAAUCAACCGUGUUUAUGCGUUCAUUCGCCCCGACGCAUCGAAUUUUGGCUUAAACUAUGCAUCGAGCUUUGUCCUCCCGCUGCAGGGAUUUUGGAAUAGCCUGAUAUAUAUUUCUAUAUCAUGGCGGUGCUUUAAGCCGGCUCUUUCUGACCUACAUAAUCGCCUGUUAUGGUAUACACACCUCGGUGCAGGUCACCGGCGGCCGUCGAGUGGGCAGGACAGCACUCGCCGGUUAACGAACUAG
This is a messenger RNA of Aspergillus nidulans FGSC A4, 1215 nucleotides long. Its product is annotated as protein gprH. Gene Ontology annotation, molecular function: transmembrane signaling receptor activity. Gene Ontology annotation, cellular component: membrane. The record is from RefSeq and is a predicted model, not a curated record. Bases 1 to 1215 code for a protein of 404 amino acids. Lineage: Eukaryota; Fungi; Ascomycota; Eurotiomycetes; Eurotiales; Aspergillaceae. The transcript is spliced from 4 exons. Gene Ontology annotation, biological process: cell surface receptor signaling pathway.